ACUCUUGGAGCGGGAUGGUAAACGGGACAUGCGCACCUGUCCUGGACGAAGAAGCUGUCAGGUUGUUGAUGUGUUCUCAAGCUCGACCCACUCGCUCCAGAUGACACUACCCAGCAUGGAGCCCCUCGCGAUUCGAUCUCAGCAUACAUGUCGAAUGUACUGACAGAUGUACCAGAGACGAAGAACUCAAAUCCGGCUUGCCCAGCGUGCAUACCGCCAGCGGAAGGAAACCACCAUCGCAUCGUUGAAGAGUCAAAGCUCACAGCUCCACUCGAUUAUCGACCAGAUGAACAAGGCAUUUUUAAAGCUAAACCAGUCCACCAUCAAGUCAGGUCUGUUACAGCUGAAUCCGACUUUGGCCCAAGAGUUCAAGCUGGUAACGGACACGUUCGCGAGCUUGAUAAAGACAGCCAACGAGGGCCAGUAUGAGGGAGACGAAGAAGGUGAACAAGGCGAACAAGGAGUUGAAGGCAAUGGUGCACCAAAGCUAGCCGAACCGGAGCCUGAAGUGCAACACAUCGGAUGGGGUUAUUCCACAGUUCCGAAACCAUCCGCUGAGAAGCGCCCGCAGCCACAACUGUCAACACCGGAUAGCUACCUCGCCCACAUCAGUGCUGCUUAUGGCAAUGUAGACUCCCGUAGGAGCGAUCUGGUGGGAUGCCGACAGUUUGGAGCAGGUUCGGUCUUCGACCAGUCACACCGAUCUUCGCAGCCUCCAGUAGACCCAUCACCAUCGCAUACUUCAUCCGAACCGACGCAGCUGCCUUUCGGGCUUGUAGACCUUCUGAGUCAGCACCAAGCACCGUAUGCAACAUCAAACCCACACACCUACUCUGUCCGUGUACCGACGCCUGAAAGGACACCGCCAACGAACAGGCUACCCACGCCGCCUCCAUCGAAACUACCGACGAGGACACUCCCUCCGGUGACAACGUACAGUUUCCAAGAAACCACAUUUGCCAGAAGAUUGUCUAGGGCGGCGCUCGAGGCGGGGUUUCAUUUGCUUAGCAACGCCCAUGCCCGCCCUACGGCAAUCAAUCGUGUAUUCAAGCUCUCUCUACCUCAUGAAACCCUCGAUCAAAUACGAAGCCGCUUCCGAACUAUCAUGGCCCGUGGCAUUGACGAAGAUUUGGAUUGGUGGGAGUCGCCAUUCCUCCAUCUCGGUGGUGCAGGAACUCACUAUCCGCGACGGGACGCUGCCGGCAAUGUAAUGUCUGUUAGGAACGGAUGGAACGUACGGCAAAUUGGACCAGCGGAGAAGAAAGUACUCAUCAUAGAGAAUACAGAAGACGGUAGGAGUGAAGAGCUACGCGGCGUGGACCUCCGUGGAUACGAGGGAGAAUGGUUCGAUUGUUACGACGUACAAGGCUACUUGGAAGAGCAGUACUCGUGCAAGCUCGACCCGAAGAGCUCGUUCGCGGAGUGUGUUAUCGACGUUGAUGACGAAGAACUGUCCAGAACCCCCAACAGUGCAUUACGGCAACGGCCGCAUAACACAACGAGUCUGCCUUCUAUUCACCAGAACUCCGCGAACGCAUCGGCAGCUCCGUCAGCCACUUCGACAAAUCCGCCAAACAACCCUUACAAUAUCGCGAACAGUGGAGCUUUUGGGCUAGACCUGUCUUUUGGGAACACCGGUGAAUUCCCCAGGCUUGUCAACUACGAAAUCUCCUAUGAUCAGACACUGGGUUUAGAUCUCGCACCCGGGUAUGAUUAUGGGUUUGCGCAUACGUCUGCCUUUCACAUGGACAAUAUGGAUUUGGGCAUCAACAUGAUGAGCGACGUAGCGGCAGCUUUACCAGUGGCGAGGCAGAAGCGGAAGAAGACUGCCUGGCUAGACGUUGCGAAGCUGAUUGAUGAGAUCAUUAUACAUGGCGUGUGUCUCGGGCGAUCACCAGGGUAUAGGCGCAAGGACGUUGAUGCAGCGGUACAAAAGGCUUUGGUGCAUGAGCAUUAGCCGGUAGCGAUUGCGAGGAGCAUGCCAAGAUACCCAAGUGCGAUUCGAGUGCAGUGGCGGGAGUUUUGCUUCUUAUGGGAUGCAGGUUGGUCGUUUGAGGUGCAAUUGAUGAACUGACGACGUCUGUACCAAUGUUUCAAUCGAUUCGUGUGUGUAUUGAUCAUGGCCACUACUAUAUUUCGAAUCCGCCAGAACGGUGCAUCGCGUUCUUUGAAUGUUGAGCUGUGAGCCUAGUCACGUGUGGCGCUAGAGUAGCGUUAGGCGCUAAGGAAUCGGCGCCCUCAAUGAUUGCCGG
Molecule: messenger RNA, 2252 nt
Organism: Alternaria rosae
Lineage: Eukaryota; Fungi; Ascomycota; Dothideomycetes; Pleosporales; Pleosporaceae
Exons: 4
Coding region: 167-1957 (596 amino acids)
Biological process (GO): regulation of DNA-templated transcription
Molecular function (GO): DNA-binding transcription factor activity
Source: RefSeq, a predicted model, not a curated record